Messenger RNA from Homalodisca vitripennis (glassy-winged sharpshooter), 795 nucleotides. RefSeq lists its product as uncharacterized. NCBI's taxonomy places the organism in Eukaryota, Metazoa, Arthropoda, Insecta, Hemiptera, Cicadellidae. The record is from RefSeq and is a predicted model, not a curated record. Bases 1 to 795 code for a protein of 264 amino acids. The transcript has 2 exons.
AUGCGACUAGAAGAGGAUCAAGUGCAAUUUGGACAAUGGCUCAGUACUCUGGGAAACGGUACACUGCGAAUUCUUGAGCCCCGCCCCAUGAUAAAUGGCGUUGACGAUCUAAUUGAAGUACCCUCAGAGUGUGUGGUGGAACCAAAAGGCGAGCUAAUUGACAAUGUGUUUGGUGAACAACUGGACCAAGAUACGUCCAUGACAGCGAUACUCUGUCUAACAAAUGUGUCCGCUAACGAGAUAAACGCUCAUAUAUUGAGAAAAAUUGCACUAGAAGAGAGAGAAUAUCUCAGCUGUGACAGCUACACACUUGAUCCCAAUGACAAUUUUGACCCACCAAUUGAACAUUUGAAUUCAGUUGAAGCUCCCGGUCUACCACCGCACAGACUGACAUUGAAAAAGGGAGCCGUGGUAAUGCUUUUAAGGAAUGUUGAUUUACGAGCAGGCAUGUGCAAUGGAACUCGAUUGAAAGUUGUACAACUCCACGACCACACAAUUGACGUCGAGAUUUUGAGUGGAAAGCACAGGGGUGAACCCCUCCUACCAGACCUAACAAGGCAUAGAGAUCUGCAUGGACACAACACAAGACAUGCAGGCAACUUCCACCUUCCGGCACACAGAACAGCCACCUAUGCAAAAAAACCAUCUUAUGCUGGAAUCAAGAUAUAUAACACACUGCCUGAAGACUUGAAGACCAACAGCCCACAGAACCUGAAGAAGGAACUCCGGACCUGGCUCCAGGAAAGACCCUUCUACAGCAUGGAAGAGUUCUUCAAUUGGAGGGACAAUGCAUGA